GUGGUCCCGGCAGCAGCGGCAACCACAGCUUCGUCUGCCUCAGCGUCAGCGGAGACACCGGAGCGCUGGGGACCGCCGGGCUGCGGGCGUCAGCCAGGCCGACAGGAUGUGUCGAAAAAUCGGUCUUCUCAUUCUGCUUGUGGUCGCUUGCCAAAACGGUCCCAAGCUAACUGAAGGACAUCAAUCAUGGGCAGCUACCGAAAGUCAUGACUUAACGGCUCUCGAAUCUGAGCUUACUACAGCCUCUCACCUAAAACCAGAAACUGGAACAUGCAAGAAUGAAGCUGCGAAACAAGAAAUAAUAAAAGAUGAAACAUUGGUUAAUUCCCAUGCAGAGCCUGAGCAGAGUGCGACCAGACAAGGUCAUUCCGAGGAGCGGCUUUUGGACGCAAGGAGGGCUGACAACAGGCGGUCUGAUGAACGACGGGCCGACAACCGGCGUUCCGUGGAGCGACGGGCUGACAACAGACGUUCUGAGGAGCGACGGCUGGACGAACGGCGUGUUGAAAGCAGGCAGUCUGAGGAACAACGUUUGGAAGCAAGGCGGGCUGACAACAAAGUUUCUGAGGAGCGACGGCUCGGCACAAGGCGGGCCGACAACAGGCGUUCUGAGGAGCGACGGCUGGACGCAAGGCGAGCCGACAACAGGCGUUCUGAAGAGCGACGGGCGGACAAUAGACGCUCUGAGGAGCAACGUUUGGACGCAAGGCGGGAUGUCAACAGGCGUUCUGAGGAACAACGUUUGGAGGCAAGGCGGGCUGACAACAGACGCUCUGGGGAGCGACGCCUAGACGCUACGCGGGAAGACAACAGGCGUUCUGCGGAGCGACGGCUGGACGCCAGGCGGGCCGACAACAGGCGAUCUGAGGAGCGACGGGUUGAGGUACGGCGGAAUGACAACAGACGUUCUGAGGAGCAACGUUUGGACGCAAGGCGGACUGACAACCGGCGUUCUGAGGAGCGACGAGUUGAGAUGCGGCGGGUCGACAACAGGCGCCUUGAGGAACAACGUUUAGACGCUAGGCGAGUUGACAGCAGGCGCUCUGAGGAACAACGUUUGGAUGCAAGGCGGGCUGACAACAGGCGUUCUGAGGAGCGACGGCUGGACGCCAGGCGGGCCGACAACAGGCGUUCUGAAGAGCGACGGGUUGAGGUACGGCGGAAUGACAACAGACGUUCUGAGGAGCAACGUUUGGACGCAAGGCGGGCUGACAACCGGCGUUCUGAGGAGCGACGAGUUGAGAUGCGGCGGGUCGACAACAGGCGAUCUGAAGAGCGACGGGUUGAGGUACGGCGGAAUGACAACAGACGUUCUGAGGAGCAACGUUUGGACGCAAGGCGGGCUGACAACCGGCGUUCUGAGGAGCGACGAGUUGAGAUGCGGCGGGUCGACAACAGGCGCCUUGAGGAACAACGUUUAGACGCUAGGCGAGUUGACAGCAGGCGCUCUGAGGAACAACGCUUGGAUGCAAGGCGGACUGACAACAGGCGUUCUGAGGAGCGACGGCUGGACGCCAGGCGGGCCGACAACAGGCGAUCUGAAGAGCGACGGGUUGAGGCACAGCGGGAUGACAACAGACGUUCUGAGGAGCGACUUCUAGACGCAAGGCGGUCUGAGGAGCAACGUUUGGACGCAAGGCGGGCUGACAACCGGCGUUCUGAGGAGCGACGAGUUGAGAUACGGCGAGUCGACAGCAGGCGCCUUGAGGAACAACGUUUAGACGCAAGGCGAGCUGACAACCGGCGUUCUGAGGAGCGACGAGUUGAGAUGCGGCGGGUCGACAACAGGCGCCUUGAGGAACAACGUUUAGACGCUAGGCGAGUUGACAGCAGGCGCUCUGAGGAACAGCGCUUGGAUGCAAGGCGGGCUGACAACAGGCGUUCUGAGGAGCGACGGCUGGACGCCAGGCGGGCCGACAACAGGCGAUCUGAAGAGCGACGGGUUGAGGCACAGCGGGAUGACAACAGACGUUCUGAGGAGCGACGUCUAGACGCAAGGCGGGCUGACAACAGGCGCUCUGAAGAGCGACGGGAUGAGGCACGGCGGGCUGACAACAGGCUUUCUGAGGAGCGACGGCUGGACGCAAGGUGGGCCGACAACAGGCGUUCUGAAGAGCGACGGCUGGACGCAAGGAAGACCGAAAACAUGCGUUCUGAGGAGCGACGGGGUGAGGCACGGCGGGUUGACAACCACCGGUCUGAAGAGCAGCGUGUGAACGCAAGGCGGGUAUACAGCAUGCGUUCUGAGGAGCGACGGGCGGACAACAGGCGUUCUGAGGAGCAACGGCUGGACGCAAGGCGGGCUGAUAACAGGCGCUCUGAAGAGCGACGGGUUCAGGCACGGCGGGCUGACAACAGGCGUUCUGAGGAGCGACGGCUGAACGCAAGGCGAGUUGACAACAGACGUUCUGAAGAGCGACUGGCUGAGGCGCGGCGGGUUGACAAUAGGCCCUAUGAGGCACAGCGUUUGGACGCAAGGCAGGCUGACAACAGGCGUUCUGAGGAUCGUCGGGCUGCGGCACAGCGGGUUGACAGCAGGCGCCCUGAAGAACAACGCCUGGAGGCAAGGCGGGCUGACAACAGGCGUUCUGAGGAGCGACGGCUGGACGCAAGACGGGUUGACAACAGACGUUCUGAGGAGCGACCUGUUGAGGCACGGCGUUCUGAGAACCGAGGGGUUGAAAACAGGCGUUUUUCUGAGGAGCGGCGGGUUGACAAUAGGCCGUCUAAGGAACAACAUCUAGCCGCAAGGUGGGCUGACAACAGACGUUCUGGGGAGCGACGUUUGGACGCAAGGCGGUUCAACAAUGGGCGCUCUAAGGAACUGCGUCUUGACGCAAGGCAGGUGGAUAGCAGGCGUCCUGAGGAGCGGCGCGUUGACAACAGACGGUCAGAGGAACCACGUUUGGACGCAAGGCGAUUCAACAACAGACAUUCUGAGGAGCGAAGGGUUGAGGCACGACGGGUUGACAAUCGCCGUUCUGAAGAGAAGCGUUUGGACGCAAGGCGGGUCGACAACAGGCGUUCUGAGGGACAAAUGAUUGACAACAGGCGUACUGAAGAACAACGCUUGAAUGCACGGCGGGCUGACCACAGACGUUCUGAGGAGAGACGUGUUGAGAACAGACGCUCUGAAGAGCGACGUCUAGACGCAAGGCGGGUUGACAGCAGUCGUUCUGAGGAACAACGCUUGGACGCGAGGAGGGCUGACAACAGGCGAUCUGAGGAACGACGAUUGGACGCAAGGCGGGCUGACAACAGGCGUUCUGAGGAACGACGACAGGACGCAAGGCGGGCUGACAACAGGCCCUCUGAGGAACAGCGUUUGGACGCGAGGCAUCCUGACAAUAGUCGUUCUGAGAAACGACAUCUGGACGCAAGGCGGGAUGAUAACAGGCGCUCUGAGGUUCAGCGUUUGGAUGCAAGGCGGGCUGACAACAGGCGUUCUGAGGAGAGACGGGCCGACAACAGGCGUUCUGAGGAGCAACGGCUGGACGCAAGGCGGGCUGAUAACAGGCGUUCUGAGGAGCGACGUGUUGAGGCACGGCGGGCUGACAACAGGCGUUCUGAGGAGCGACGGCUAAACGCCAGGCGGGCCGACAACAGGCAUUCUGAAGAACGGCGGUUGGAAACCAAGCGAGCUUAUGAAGGAGUUCGGCAGAGUUCGGUGGUUAAAAUGCGCUUAUCUGAAGUACCUGAUCAUGAUCUUAUUGCGGAGGCCAGAAAUACCCUUCAAGGUAAUAGUGUAGACACAGUUGACCCACAGGAUUCAUCCCGCUCAUAUGGACUUCUAAAUAUCUUCUGGAGCUCAAAAACUUCAGAAAACCUGGCUCCCUUCUCGUCCAGCGUAGAAAAACUGGUGAACACAAUCAAGGUGAGGAGACCAGCUCAGAAGCCGAAAUACAGCAGCACGCCGCUCUACACCAAGCCACCCGGCAGCGCUGCCCUGGGCACCUCGUUCUGGACCGGGGUCGUUGGCCUGGCCCUCUGGACACUCCGCCCGCAGACCAAAGUCCUCUAGACGACCGGUCGGGCGCCACUGUUACUCGCCGAUUCUUUUCGGUGCACCAAAGCCGCAUUUGACCGCUUCGGGUGCACUGUUGUUGAUUGUUUGCAAUUCGUUAUUGAAAUUUGAAUGUGAAAUACAUGUAGGUGAAGCAUA
Messenger RNA from Amphibalanus amphitrite, 4162 nucleotides. Its product is annotated as trichohyalin-like. The record is from RefSeq and is a predicted model, not a curated record. The transcript has 4 exons. Bases 107 to 4021 code for a protein of 1304 amino acids. Lineage: Eukaryota; Metazoa; Arthropoda; Thecostraca; Balanomorpha; Balanidae.